Gossypium raimondii (Peruvian cotton) is the source of this 837-nucleotide messenger RNA. RefSeq names its product receptor kinase-like protein Xa21. The record is from RefSeq and is a predicted model, not a curated record. Lineage: Eukaryota; Viridiplantae; Streptophyta; Magnoliopsida; Malvales; Malvaceae. The transcript has 3 exons. The coding region runs from base 1 to 837 and encodes 278 amino acids. Gene Ontology annotation, biological process: protein phosphorylation. Gene Ontology annotation, molecular function: ATP binding; protein kinase activity.
AUGACCAUUGCAGUAAAAGUGUUGCAUGUAAAUCAAGCUAGAGCUUCUAAAAGCUUUGAUAUCGAGUGUGAGGUACUACGCAACAUUCGUCAUCGGAAUUUGGUUAAAAUCAUUAAUAGUUGCUCUAAUGUUGAAUUUAAAGCUUUGGUACUUGAGUUCAUGCCUAAUGGAAGCUUGGAGAAGUGGCUAUAUUCUCAAAACCAUUUUCUGAAUGUUUUGCAAAGGUUGAAUAUAGUGAUAGACAUUGCAUUGGCAGUGGAAUAUCUCCACCAUGGUCAUUCCCUUUCCGUGGUUCAUUGCGAUAUAAAGCCAAACAAUAUCCUGCUAGAUACAGAUAUGGUAGUGCAUUUGGGUGAUUUUGGCAUUGCAAAACUCUUAGGCGAAGAAGAUUCAAUGAUACAAACAAAGACACUAGCAACUAUUGGAUACAUAAUAUGGAUCAGAAGGGAUUGUUUCUACAAAAGUGAUGUGUAUAGUUUCGGGAUUCUUGUCAUGGAAACUUUCACAAGAAAGAAGCAGACGGAUGAUAUGUUUGGGGAAGAAAUGAGCUUGAAACGUUGGGUGAAAGAAUCAUUACCAUCUUCCUUAGUUGAUGUGGUAGACAGUAAGCUUCUAAAUACAGGAGAAAGAGAAGGGUUAGCAGCAAAGGAUUGUAAAUUAUUCAUUUUGCAAUUAGCUCUGGAAUGUUCAGCAGAGGUAGCAGAGGAAAGGAUUGAUAUGGAAGAAGUUGUUGCAAGGUUGAAGAAAAUCAAAACCAAGUACUUGCAUGGAACUGAACAAGCGGAGCAGGUGCAAGUAGAUGGCGGCGAUGUGACCGUGGCGGUGGCAGGUGGUUAG